UGGCAGCAGAGAUGUUUAAAGAGAAUAAAAGAGAGCCUCUGUUGACUUCCUGCAAACUAUUUUAGUGGCAUUCCUGCCUUAAACCUGUUGUCUUACCUUAAAUUCUGGAUUGUCAACCUAACAUUCUGGUUAACCCACCAUGUGUGUUUUAGCAGUCUUGCUCCAAAAUUUUAAGCAGCUGGCAGAACUACCAUGUUCCUAGGUAAAUUGUUUCAAACAAGAAAAGGUUAUUUGUUUUAUUGUCAUUUUGUGGUGGUUUUUUACUUGAAUUAGCCAGGAUUUGAAUUUCCAAUUAUUUAAUCAGAAUGUUGUUUUUCAACAGGUGAAGCAACUAAUUGCUCUUAGAAGUCUUUUUGUUUUGGAGAUCUGUGCUGAGAGCGAUUAAGGGACUGUUGGUCAUUGAAAAUGGAAGAAACAAGGAAGCUUUCCCCAAAGCUGAGUAAAAGCAAAGAGCCUGUGAAAACAGAAUGGGGAUCUCAGAGCGUGGUGUUCACCUAUUUCCAAGGGGACAUUAACAGCAUGGUAGAUGAACAUUUUUCUAGAGCUCUCAGCAAUGUCAAGAACCCCCAAGACCUGAGCACAAAGCACAGGGGUGAGACUGUUGUCCUGAAAAACGACAACAUGUCUCCCCAUCAGUGGAAUUUCUCUUCGCAUUGCUACAAACCAUAUCCAUCAUCUUCUUCAACAAGCAUGGCAACUUCUGCUCUGAAUUUUUCUGCUGCUGGUGUGGUAGGCCAGUGCCAGCCAUCGCCUCUGCGGAGUCGUCCAGCUCAACCUGCAGAUUUAUGGCCCUUCCCUCCAACUGGGACUCCCAGUGUCACUGGUUCAGUGUAUCCUCACACCCUCCCUGACCUGCAUGCAGCCGAUGAGCUGAUCUCUGACAGUAAAUACAGUUCUCUUCUUGGCCUUCUGCAACAGGAAAGGUGCUUAACAUCCAUGCAAGAAUGCACCAUGAAGCAACACUCAAGUUCUGCUUGUAUGACUGGACCUGCGAGGUUACAAAAUAUGAGUCAAAGUUCAGCUCCUGGGGGAGAGAGGAAAGGAAGCUCUUACCAAGGCUCAGAAAAUCCCAGUGUAAGCCAUGCCACUGCAGGUAUUCAGAUUCAUGACAGAAGACGAGAUUUGUACUUCUAGCAACUGAAUGUUUCUACUUUAUUCUGAAAGAGAAAGUUAUUUCUGUGAACUUUUAUUAUUUGCAACUGUGA
This is a messenger RNA of Melozone crissalis (California towhee), 1205 nucleotides long. It is a transcript of the gene VGLL1, whose product is annotated as vestigial like family member 1. Bases 406 to 1134 code for a protein of 242 amino acids. NCBI's taxonomy places the organism in Eukaryota, Metazoa, Chordata, Aves, Passeriformes, Passerellidae. Gene Ontology annotation, biological process: regulation of transcription by RNA polymerase II. The transcript has 5 exons. The record is from RefSeq and is a predicted model, not a curated record. Gene Ontology annotation, cellular component: nucleus.